Myxocyprinus asiaticus (Chinese sucker) is the source of this 4996-nucleotide messenger RNA. Its product is annotated as homeobox protein SIX4-like. The coding region runs from base 1 to 1980 and encodes 659 amino acids. Gene Ontology annotation, biological process: regulation of transcription by RNA polymerase II. NCBI's taxonomy places the organism in Eukaryota, Metazoa, Chordata, Actinopteri, Cypriniformes, Catostomidae. Gene Ontology annotation, molecular function: DNA-binding transcription factor activity, RNA polymerase II-specific; RNA polymerase II cis-regulatory region sequence-specific DNA binding. The transcript has 3 exons. Gene Ontology annotation, cellular component: nucleus; transcription regulator complex. The record is from RefSeq and is a predicted model, not a curated record.
AUGUCUGUUUCCUCUAGUGAAGUGACAGUGGCAAGAGACAUCAAAAAGGAAAAUGUGAAGUACACGGAGCCUCUCGAGAGCUCCAAGGGGAGUCUGGAGCACGUCAAACUCCUGACUCUGGUCACUCCAGUGGCCACCGGGAUGCUCUUGGGGCAGCAGCAGCAACAGCAGCACACCUCUCCGCCGGAGCGAAAGAUGCACAUUAUGGACUCUUUGUCUGCGCAUACUUCACCCACAGCAGCCGCCACCUCUUUGGCUUUCUCACCGGAGCAGGUUGCUUGCGUUUGCGAGGCGCUUCAGCAGGGAGGCAACGUGGAUCGGCUCGCCCGAUUUCUGUGGUCUCUCCCGCAGAGCGACUUAUUGCGCGGUAACGAGAGUAUCCUCCGCGCUCAGGCGCUGGUGGCCUUCCACCAGGCGCGCUACCAGGAGCUUUACAGCAUCUUGGAGAGCCACAGCUUCAGCCCUUCGUGCCACUCUGCCCUCCAGGAUUUAUGGUACAAAGCGCGGUACACAGAGGCGGAGAAGGCCCGCGGAAGACCGCUGGGCGCGGUGGAUAAAUAUCGCCUGCGACGGAAGUAUCCCCUGCCCCGGACCAUCUGGGAUGGAGAGGAGACGGUGUACUGCUUCAAAGAGCGCUCCAGGAACGCGCUGAAGGACCUCUAUAAGCAGAACCGGUACCCGUCCCCAGCCGAGAAGAGGAAUCUGGCCAAGAUCACAGGACUCUCUCUGACACAGGUCAGCAACUGGUUCAAAAACAGGAGGCAGAGAGACAGAAACCCCUCCGAGGCGCAAUCCAAAGGUGAGUCUGAUGGAAAUCACAGUACAGAGGAUGAGAGUAGUAAAGGUCAGGUGUCUUUGUCUCCGUGUCCUAUGUCUAUCUGCGGUGGUGGCACCGUGGUUAAUGCAGCUGUACCUCUCUGUUCCGGAGCUCUGGAUGCCGGAGUCAUGGUCCAGCAGGUUGGAGACAGCAGGAACUCUGUCUCACCACCUUCCGUCAUCUUUAAUGGUGUCUCUGUCAAUACACCCACCUCUGUUUUCCACAACGGCACCCCCUCCUUCCUGUCCUCCACUGGACAUGUCCUCUUCAGUGGCAUGAACUUGGGACUCCAGCCCCUGGCUUGCAGGUCUGCAGUGGAUGUAGAGCUGGAUGGUGCAGGACAGGAUAAAGGGGUAACUGUGUCAUCAGGGGCAACAGACCCUGCAUUGGCAUACACCUCGUUUCACUGCAGUGUGAAGGGGACAGGGGUGGAGGUGAAAGCAGCGGCUGGCUCGCCAUUUAGUGCUUCCACCUCUAGUGGAUCCCUACAGCUUGAUGGUUACAGCUUAGUGACAGUACCAGGAGUGCUUCCUGAUGGCAAUGGAACCUCACUGCUUAGCAACAAGGUGGCACUUCCUCCUUUGCAACUUCCAUCAUCUUCUUCACCCUCAACAGUAACACAAGCUGCUGUAUCAUUGAGUAGUGUCGGUGGCAACACUGCUUCUCCUACCUCUCUAUACCACCUCCAAGUGGAGGAGCAGGACAGGCUGCGGCUGACCACUCUGGAGCCUAGCGCGGUGCUUUACAGCCUGGCUACCACACACACACUGUCCGCUGUCAAGAAGGAACCUCUGGAGAGUGCUGAUGAAUAUCUUUACCACCCCACACUUCACCUGGAGCAGACUGGCCACCUGGGUUACACAGACACCCCUGAGCCCACGCACAGCUCCCCCACCUCACUUAACACUACCAUGACAACUACCCAGCAAGAAUACACCACUCUCACAGUGAGUGCCCCCUUACUCGCCCAAACUGACUUAACCGGUGAGUUCAGAGGUUUUGACGCCCAGGUGACCUCAAACCUAAAUGGUGACUUCCUGUGUGCAGUUUCAGUGGAGGGGAAGGUUACAGGUGAGAUGGUAAGAGAAAUGGAGGAAGAAGAGGAAAAGCAACUGACUAAACUAAAAACAGUACAUAUAGCGGAAGAGAUGGCUGACCUUUGAACUUAUUGGACAUUAUUUCUGAUGAUUGUUUUUUUUUUAGUUUUUUUUUUUUUUAGUUUGUGCCUCUAAAUAUUUUGUUUUUAAUAUAGGUGUUAAAUUAUUUUAGUAUCUGCCAUCCACAUGGCUUGAUAUUGCACUCCAGUUUGGUUUGGGUAAUUACGCAAAGUCAUGUUCAUCAUUUUUAGGUGUUUGUUUUUUUCUCUCUCUCUUUCUCUCAGCAUUUGAGUAUAAUGCAAUAAUACCUUUACAUAUUCUUUCCAUAUCUUCUCCUAUGCUCUUUUUACUUUCUUUAAAAUGUGUUUACAAAUUUCAAGCUCCAGAUACUAAUUCUAGCAUCAAAGCCAGACAGUUCUCCUUUUCAUUCUGUCUCUCCCUCUAUCUCUCUUUCUCUCUCUGUGGGGAGUGUGGACACAUGUGUAUUUUAUGGGAGUCACCUGCUAGUUUCUGCCACGAAGAGCUGAGUUAAACAAACAGGUGGAUGUCUGGUUAUGUGACAUCCAUGUUCUACAGUCCCGCAAUGUCAUCUGGGUCGAACCUUAAAGGUCACCCUCCCUAAUCCACAUACACAUAGUAAUGCACAGACACACUUUAUUUCCAUGCAGAUUAAAUACUUAACAAAUCUGUGUUAGACAUAACAUUGCCUGCAGCUACAUUAAUAAUAUGCACAUUUGGAAGACAUUACUGACACUGACUUUAUGCUGAUGCUAAUGAUGUUAUCAGUAUAAAUAUUGCAGUUUCAAUAUGUUAUACAGCUGUCAUGAACAGUUUUAAAGUAUUAUGUGUACACAUUAUCUUGUAUCAUAUGCUUAGCAUUAGUGGUUUAAUUUGCGAUGCAAACUGUUUCGGGACAACAAUAUGAAUAACUUAAACCUUCACCAGGUCAGUCAGAUGAGUGAAGGGAAUAGUUUUUCCCAAAGCAUUUGAAUAAACUCACCAUCUUUGUUUUGCAGUGAUCCAGCAAUCCAAAGGCAGACACAAGCCGACCAUGUAAACAACAAAAAAUUUGCUGAAAAACUGAAUGUCAUGUAAAAGUAAAAGCCAGCAAUAAGACAAAUGCAGCUAUUAAUUUACAUAUACAACCAAAAAAACAUUGCAAUAGAUUUUAAUAAAACAUGUCAGCACAGUUGUAAAUGUGAAAAAGAUUUAUAUGAUUGUGUUCCUAUAUGUGUAAGUCUGUUAGAAUGUGGAAGUGUGCAAGUGAAUAAGUUUUUGGUUUCGAGUUUGUGCCUUCCCGCUUCCUGAGGCUCGACGUUUGAUUGGACGUCAGGGUGCCUGUCUUUUUUUUUUUUUUUUUUUUUUUUUUUUGCAGUAUUUUACUCUACAACAACAGCUAUGCAGUCGUCCUGGGUAUAACAGCCGACUUUUAGAAAUCAGAGAUAAUAGCAAUGCUAUUUUGCCUUUGUAAACUCAAAGAGUGAUUAUCAGAAAUGAAAGGCACAAAGGUGUGAAAAAUAAACCAACGCAAAUUUGUAAAUGUAUGAUCAAAAAGUAAAACAGCCUUAUGAAUAUUAUUUUAGCAUGAACAAAAAUGUUAAAAGUUUAAGACAAUAUGAUGUAUUUUUCUAAAAAAUAAAUAAAUAAAUACAUAAAAAGUACAAAAAGUGUUCCAUUAAAUGUUUAUAUUCAAUAAAUAUAGCCUCAUCUAAGUUAUUUCAUUCAUGAUUUUGAGGGUUUUAAAAACUCUCGAAAUGGACGUUGGAACUCCAGAUUUUAGAUUUGUUUGUGUUUUAAUGUUAUGUCUACAAUUGACGUUAAAAAUUCUGACUGACAGGAAGCAUGCAAAUAAACAGAUUUAAGUACAGCCAGGGAGGGGAGACCUAAUAGAGAAUGGCCAGGCCGGGUGCUGGAAAAUCAGCGGUGAUCGUUUGCACAUGCCUGGUGGUCUGGAGCUUGUUAGCAAGCUGCUCUUGUCUCAGACUCCUAAAUUCAAAUAAACAGGAGGGCGAUUUCUGGAGGCCCUGCCGUCUCCUGUUAGGGGGGCUCCAGAAAGAGGUAGAGAAAUGGACAUACAGACAGCAAAAUUCACUCUGAUUUGUAAAUAAGUGUUAUAGGUGGCACUGAGCUGCAGUGGUGUCUCUCAAACACAUCAUACAGUUUUAAGGGCACUAAACCUAUAGGCAGCCAAACAAUUUCUGACCCCAAAACCUUUAUCUGAUUUGAACGCUUCAUGAGCAUUUGAUUGACACUCUGAGGGAACUGGCUGAGUAACAGGCUGAGUUUGGAUGCCAAACUAACCUCUAAAAGAUUGAAUUUGUCUUUGUGAACAUUAUUGUUGUUCAUGGCUCCUCUCACAGAGGAGGGGAAAACAGAACAGGACAACAAAGAACGAGAGGGAGAGAAAUAAUUGGAACAGAUUGUAUGAGGAGAGGAAAUAGGAGCAUUGUCACCUGUUCCCAAACAGCCUAGGUGACCCCACUGCCAUGAGAGAUGGUAUCAGAUAACACCAGCUUGAACAAUGAACGCAGUGAAAGAGAAAACUGAAGAGACCUAGUGUUUUUGUGUGUUGUUAGAGUUUAAAAUGAACUGAUUGUAAUUUGGCAGAACUCUUAUGCUGCAGGAUGUGUGAUGGUUUUAUGUCAUAUUUUCACAUUAACCAUGCAAAUGAAAAUGAGAUUGUGAUUGAAACCACACAUACAUGUCAAACAUACCUCAUACUGUGUAACUAUGAAAACAGUAAGAGAGAACUUGCAAUAAAAAAUAUGAACCUCUCAAACUGAGCCUUUUAAAAACUAUGACCUCUCACCGCAAACUGGGGGGGUUAACCCUGAAUGGCAAACAGAGAACUGGAUUUGUAACCUGAAUCUCUCCCCAUACCCCCACUAAUGAGAGGUGAAAGGGCACAGAGAGCUCCGUGCCAUUCCUCAGCUGUGUUUCAUACCUGUGUGUGAGAGAGAGAAUAAUGAAUAAGAACCAGACCUGCUGUGUUAUUUUGUAAGUGUGAAUGUGUAAAUGCACAUAAAUCAAGUGCCAGAUAUACAUGCUGAUAGGGAUGUGUGAAGACCUGAGUGUCUUUAAA